UACUCCCCCCCUUUUCCCCUCAACUUUUCACUGGAGGGUUUCCUUGCGUCGGCAAGAAGGCGGCCGAAGAGCAAUUCAUUUCCUGGAUUUUCUUUUGGUUUAACUACCAAAAGUAACUGCUUUUUUAACUAAAACUUUUCCUGGCAAUUUGAGUUUUUGAUAAAGAAAAAUCUAUCUGACGGAAAUCACAUUCCAUAGGCAUAUAUACUAUGUGUCUAUUCAACUAUGGAACUAGGAAUGACGCAGCAGGUGCAAAGGCCAUUAGCCAAAUUGUUAAAUUCCUCGGUGUUGAAACGUGAUAUGUUUUAAUGUAGAAUUCAAUUGUGAAAAAAUGGGAGUACCUGUCAGGCAGUUAUAAGUUAUAAAAGGUGAUUACUGGUCGUUAGGAUGAACCACUCUGACCCGAAUGGCUACGAACCCAACUGUACUCUGGCCGACCUCGCGGCUUAUGAAUUCAACGAAUCGGAGUGGGACUCGUUAGGAAAUUGGACAGUCGAAGAGGAAGCCAAUUUUAUGAACUGCUCAUACCUGCAGCACAUCGUCAACAUUAACUGCUCCAACGGGGACUAUCUGUGCAGGUGUACGAAAGACGUGUACACCCAUUACUGCUCCGGCACCCCAGAAUACUACUCCUACGUGUACCGAAUCAUCGGCACGCUCUUCCAGGGCAUCAUCUUCAUCAUCGGAGUCAUCGGGAAUGUGAUGGUGGUGAUCGUGGUGGCGAGGAACAAGAACAUGGCCACACCCACCAACUGCUACUUGGUGAGCCUGGCCAUCGCUGACUGCGCCGUCCUCAUCGCUGCUGUCCCGCAAGAGAUCGUCAGCUACUACCUCAUCGGCAACCACUGGAUCUGGGGCCACGUCGGCUGCGCCAUCAUGAUUUUCCUGCAAAAUCUAGGCAUCAACGCCAGUUCGCUGAGCCUGACGGCCUUCACGGUGGAGCGGUACAUCGCCAUAUGUCACCCGAUGAAAGCCCAGACCGUCUGCACGGUGGAACGGGCCAAGAAAAUAACAUUGGUGGUGUGGGUGUUCGCUGUGUGUUACUGCUCCCCGUGGCUCUACUUGACUACCGUCGUCCCACUGGCCUAUGCUGUCGACUACCCCACGCAGGAAUGUACCUUCAAGCUCUCUAGAGACCAGUACUUCCUCUACUACUUUCUAGACAUCAUCGUUUUCUACGUGGUGCCUCUAUUGCUGUCUUGCGUACUCUAUUCCCUAAUAGCCAGGAUACUCUUCACGUCUCAAGUGCCCAAGAACCCGACGGUCAACGGCCACCAUAAUAAGAAAAGAGUCAACUCUCCACGCGUUCAG
This is a messenger RNA of Procambarus clarkii (red swamp crayfish), 1311 nucleotides long. NCBI's taxonomy places the organism in Eukaryota, Metazoa, Arthropoda, Malacostraca, Decapoda, Cambaridae. The record is from RefSeq and is a predicted model, not a curated record.